This is a messenger RNA of Camelina sativa (false flax), 1289 nucleotides long. RefSeq names its product protein MEI2-like 4. Gene Ontology annotation, molecular function: nucleic acid binding. The record is from RefSeq and is a predicted model, not a curated record. Lineage: Eukaryota; Viridiplantae; Streptophyta; Magnoliopsida; Brassicales; Brassicaceae.
CAAUCACCUUAAAACUUCAAAUCUCUCCUCGUUUCUCCCACAACAAGUCACGCCUCAUCUCUCUCACUCCCCCUUGUACGUCUGUAUGUAUACACUUUCACAACCUUAUCUUCUCAAAAGCCCUUUGCCCUCACUGUCGCCUCACUAGAACACAAAGCUCCUUCUCCUCUCUCUCUAUCUCUUCUUUCACCUUCUUCCAUCUCCAUGGAAAAGAAAAAUCCCAUUAAAUCACUAAACCCAAACGCACCGGAAUUUUCACCGGCGUUUACUCGAAACCCUAAUCUGUACCAUCCUUCGCCCCCGCCUCCUAUAUUCUACUUUAACAAGCCGUUUCCUUAUCACACCAAGCUUCAAAAGACCAAGCCGUUUCUUUGUCAGACUAAGCUUCAGAAGAACACGACGUUACCUUAUCAGACCAAGCUUCAGACGAGCAAGCCGUUUCCUUAUAACACCAAGCCUUGGGAGGCUAGUACCGGCGCAGAUGUUAAGCCGGCAAAAAGCCCUUUCCGUAAUGGGUUUUGUAACCAGAGAUGUCUCCCACCUCGGCUUUUGAAGAAGUUUUCUUCCGAAAAGUUUGUGCCUUUACCGGAAAAUAAGCUCGCCGGUAAAACAUCCGUCAUGGUUAAGAAUAUACCUAACUGUCUCGGACGAACCGAUCUUUUGAGGAUUUUGGACAAGCAUUGCCGGAAACACAACAGAGAGUCUUCAUAUGACUUUCUAUAUCUGCCUAUGGAUUUUGUGAAACGAGCAAAUUUGGGUUAUGCCUUCGUUAACUUCACUACCUCCGUCGCAGCUGAGAGAUUCCAGAGAGAAUUCGAAAACUUUUCUUGGGGUAAUCUCGGAUAUAGGAAGAAGGUCUGCGAAAUCACUGUGGCUAAGUAUCAGGGGAAAGAAGAGCUGACUAAACAUUUCAAGGACUCAAGGUUCACUUGCCACACCGACAAUUAUCUUCCGGUGGUUCUGUCUCCGCCGAGUGAUGGCUUCAUAGGUUACACUCUCACGACGCUUGGUGACAGAGUCGGCUUACGUGGCGGUGGUUCACGUCGUGGUUCAUGGCGUUAAGAUUUCUAGGGUUUCCUAGAAGAGGAAUUGUGUUUUCAUUAUCUCCCUGGAUUUGAGAUUUUGCAGGAUGACGUGGCGUCACCAGCUGGGGUGAAAUGGAAACAUAGCUUCCCUCUUUCUCUCUCGUUCACUUUUUACUUUCCUAGUUAAUGUGUUUGUUAAGGUGUGUUAUGGACUUAAAUACCGCUACAAUGGUCAAAGUGCUCAAUUAUUCCACGUUUAGUUUU